ACUCUCGCCAACGUSUGUCCAYAAAUAAGCACGAUGKGUUUCUAUGGGCUUAUUUUGGAUCUAAGCUUGUCGCCUUCCUUCACGACUUUCGGACAACCAACUCCCAUUGUUAGGGCGGAGACAUGAGCAUCUCGUCAUUAUAUACAGAUAUCUGUUUUACCCUGCUUUCCCCGGCCAUGUCUAGAUGGGAUACAGAUUUUGUCAAACUGACGUACAGAUUUUUGCAUUUUAGCUAACCCCAACUAUUUUCCUAACCUUAAUCUAAUGACCCUAACGUGCUACUUUAAUUCUCAUAACCUGCUGCGUAAAUUCACCUAAACUCUACUACGAAAAUUCCAUUUGACAAAAGUUGUAUCCCUUCUAGACAUAACCGCUUUUACCCGACCCUCACAGAUAAUUCUGAAAAGCGUCCAUGUAGCUAGCUACAGACAGGUCACGAGUCUGAUCAUCAUCUGCUGAAAAUUGGAUCCAAUGGAACAAUAUGUGAGAUAUGGAAACAUUGGUCAGUCAGAAGAGCUUUUUGAUCAAUCAUUGCAUUGGAGUGAGGUUAAAGAGGAGGCUGAAGAAUGUCAGAUUUCAGCUGUGCCAUUAGGAGUUGAAACGUCACAGGUUUUUAAAAAAGAGGACACCGAUGGACAAGAUCCUUCCUUUGAAACAGUUUCAGACGUCCAUGGAGUCGCAGAGCAAGAGCGUGGACCUAAAGGCAAGGUGCUGCCUUCACCAGUCCCAGUCAAAGAGGAGUCUGAAGAAUGCUCCCUUCUGCCAGUAGAUGAAGAGGAGGUUACCUUAAUUACAGUGAAGGAAGAAGAGAAUGAAGAUGGGUUGAAGUCAGAAGAUGAGAAUAUUGUGAAAGUAUCAGUGCCUUGGGAGCCGUUGGAAACAUCACCAUCAUACUCGGAUACAGAUGAUACAGAGGACAGUGAGAUGGAAGGUGAUAAUGUGCAGGACUGUGAAAACGAUGAGCAUGACAUUUCAGUAGGAUUGAAGAUUGAAGAUUGCAGCAGGACAUCAUUGGAUCAAGGGACUGCACCAGGUGACUCUAAAGGUGUGUCCUCCUUCUAUCCAUGCCCCCAAUGUGCGCUCGGCUUCACCAUAGAGCGCUUUUUCCAUGGGCACCUCAAGAGGGACCACCCUGAAGAGUACAUUGCAAUGUUGAAGUCUGGGAAAAUCAUAGCAAAAAAAGAAAACAGUGUACAGCUGACCCCAGCCACCUGCCCGCAAUGUGGCAAAAGCUUCUACAAUAAAUAUGUKAUGCAAACGCAUCAGAGGACUCACACAGGGGAGAAACCCUAUCAUUGUGUAGACUGUGGGAAGAGCUAUGUCUGCGCUGAAUCACUUAAAACACACAGAAGGACUCACACUGGGGAGAGACCAUAUAAAUGCUUUGAGUGUGGGAAAGGAUUUGGAGAACGAUCCCAACGGAUUAGACAUGAAAUGAUCCACACAGGAAGACCAUAUAAAUGCUCUCAGUGUGACAAAUGUUUUUGCUUUUCCAGAGACUUUAAGAGACAUCAGUUGACACAUAAGAAGACCCACACUGGACAUAGACCCUAUAAUGUCCACAGGUGUAAGAAGUCCUCUGGCCAGCUAGAAGCUCUCAAAGCACACCAGAAAACACACAAAGGAGAAAAGCCUUUUCAAUGKUCUGUGUGACAAUUGUUUUGGAUUUUUCAGAGACCAUACCAUACAUCAGUUGACACAUACAGGGGAGAAAUCGUUCACACAGCACCUAAUGUCCUAUAAACACCAGCCUGAGAGGCUUGAAGGAAGUCACAAUAUCAUCUGCUACAGAAUCGCAAAGUGUCACAGAUGUGUGCCCUCGACUCAGUCUGGUGUCAAACUUUAACCAUAACAUUCAACACUGGCAGACAUUUGAUAUUGGUAGUUAAACAGGUCAAAAGUAUGAACAUCUUUACUUAGUUCCAACAGAUAAUUGUAGACUAAUAAGGGAAAUGUCUUCCCACACAUACAAUCAUGCUUAUUACAUACCAAUUAAUAUAAUCAGUAAAUCAAAUACUGGAAAAUAAUGUAUCAAUUAAUUUUCCCUUUACAGUCCCCCUUUGGUCAAACAGACAUAAAACAUACGUGUCGCGCCCUAUGACCACAGAUGCCUUAAUGCAUAUAGAUUACUACARAUUUCAGUGUGUAGACCCCCACAAUCAACCUGCCAUUUAAACAACAACAACAUUGUUUGCAAUCCCAAAUCAAUUACAGGCAGGCUUCUUCCAAUUGUUUACAGUUCAGACUCACAACAGCACAAAUGAAAUGUAUGACUAUUAGAGAUGGGAUUUGAUGAUGAUGUCCCGAUGUCAAUGUCCAGGAGAUUGUAUUUAACCAACCAGACAAGCUUUCACCACCAUCACCUGCUGCACAUUCUGCCUCGUCAGAUUCUCCCACACACCAGUAGCAUGAUAGAAGUUUCGAUUAGAUCUCCCCAUGCCAGCUCCACGUGCUUAGUCUCAGGACACAUGCAUCGAUAGCUCAGAUGCUGUACACAGGUUGCUUCACUCAGGCUAGUAGUUGAGAGACAGGGCAGUUGUGGAUGCGGUUUUUCAGCUGGUUAGGGAGGCGGGGGUCUUGCACUGAUCUGGUCAAAUUAAUCGGAUGCAUAUAGGUACCCWCUGGGGGCUGUAUGGCCAUCACCUCGAAAAAAUUAUCAGAUUAAUUAGACCAUUACAAAUACAUAUUACCACAAGUACAUUCUUGACACAAUAAUCUUUAACAAGAUACACAUGAUUAGUCAUCAACACGUGUCUCCGUUCUUGAUUAAACACAGGCAUAGUUAUACUCUGUCUCACAACAAAAUUAUCUACCAUUCCCACUGGAACUGUCAGAUCCCCCAUUGAUUUUAUUUUUUUCCCUGGUUUUGAACGAGGUUAAACCCCUUUUCAUUAGAUAUGUAGAUAUGGUUCUGUGUGGCUCAGUUGGUAGAGCAUGGCGCUUGCAAAGCCAGGGUUGUGGGUUUGUUUCACACUGGGAAUCGCUACGAAAAAAAUAUGAAAAUGUAUGCACUCAGCACUGUACGUCACUCUGGAUAKGCGCAUCUGCUAGAUGACUAAAAUGUGAAUGUAAAUGUAAUAUCAUAUUUGUAUAUCUCCUUCAGGAUAAACAAAUACAGCAUAUAUUACAUUUUAAGUACACAGUGCUGAGCUGUCUGUAUAUUUUUUAUUCUACUUUUAUUUUACCAGGCAGGUCAAUUAAGCCAAACAAAAAGUCAUAUUAGUUAUAAUUUCUAUUUCAUUUGUCCACCUAAAAGUAAAACAUUCCAUACUCCAGGAUUAUCCAAUAAGUGUCUCAAAUUACACAUACUCCUAUUUUCAUUUACUCUAACCCGGAGCCCCAAGUGUGGCUCCCAACAGGUUUUUAAAAAUGAAACACUUUUGUUCACAGGGAGGACAGCACCCUUUACUUUCUCAUUAUUGGAAGGCAUAGUUUAUAUUUUAGUCUAAAGUUUUACUGUAGAUAUGUAUUACCAAUCUCCGUUGGAUAUUCUUUAUUUGCUAUAUUAUAAAUGUCUGUUAUUUUUUGAUUCAUAUGUAACUAUAAAAUACAUCAGCCAUAUAUCAAUGUUCAACUAAUUAAAAACGUAACUAUCACUUGAACUACUCCUUACAGCUUUUCAAAACCAAUCACAGUCAUGCAAUUUGUCAGGCAGCUCAAGGGCUUCAAUACUCUUGUCUUUUUGAGCGACAUUUUUWUUWWUUUAUUGUCCUGUCAGAGAAAUUUCACAUAUCAACACGGCUGCCUUCUCAGCCUAAUCUUAUAUUUCGACCAAAAGCUCCAGCCAUUCGCACGGCUGGCCCUUCACAAACCACCAUCUUUUCUCCAUGUUUUUGUAACUUUGUUCUACCAUGACAAAAGAAGCAGACAUCAAAUAUUGGAGGGUGAAAGGCAAUUCACAAAUAUAGAACCAUAGUUCCAAAAGUAGACCAGUGGCAACCCAUCAUUCAGGGCAUGUGGGGUAGAGCCUACCUGUUUAGCAAAAAAUAAAUACGAUUAUAUAUAUAUAUAUUUUUUGUUGUUGCCGGUUUUGCAUGUUAUUUUGGCAUUAA
This is a messenger RNA of Salvelinus sp. IW2-2015, 4052 nucleotides long. RefSeq names its product zinc finger and SCAN domain-containing protein 2. The record is from RefSeq and is a predicted model, not a curated record. Gene Ontology annotation, molecular function: RNA polymerase II transcription regulatory region sequence-specific DNA binding; DNA-binding transcription factor activity, RNA polymerase II-specific. Lineage: Eukaryota; Metazoa; Chordata; Actinopteri; Salmoniformes; Salmonidae. Gene Ontology annotation, cellular component: nucleus. Gene Ontology annotation, biological process: urogenital system development; embryo development; regulation of transcription by RNA polymerase II.